AGGAUAAUUAAGUUCCCUACAUAUUUUAAAAUGCGUGAUGCAUUUUCAUCUACAAACAAUUGCUGUAACAGUGCAUUCAAAGCCGUUCGAUCUAAUCACAUACAAUGCCUUACGCACAUGAAUAAGCGAGAUCUGGAACAACGCGACAUCAGUGGACAAACGCCGCUUCACGUGGCUGCUAAACUUGGCUUUUUGCAGGCUAUCGAGUAUGUUUGUAGUAUUGAUUCUUUUCGUCCUUCUUUAUUUCCGAAGUUUAUCGUUGCCCUAUAACAUUUAGUUUACUGCAACACGAAGCGCCAGCAACACAGGAUGCUGUAUCAGUAUUUGGCGAGAACCCGGCUCUCGUUGCUGCAGGUGAAGGACAGACACCAAGUGUUGAAUUAUUGUUCAGUGGAAAUUCGAAACAUGCCUUUGCUCGAGCACAACAGCGAGACAUCAAUGGUACUACUGUGUUAAUGGCUGCUGUUGCACGGGGAAACAACGACCUGGCUUUAUGGCUUCUGAGACGUUUUGGGAAAAAAUUGGCAAUGCUACCCAAUAACUUCCGCAUGCUACCGCUACAUGUUGCUGCUGCAAAGGGUAACAUUGAAUUUAUUCGUAAUGCAGUCAAAUGUGAUCGACGUAUGGUUAAUUUCAGAGAUCAGUUCGGCUGUACACCAGUAUUCUAUGCAAUUCAAGGAGGAUGUUUUAACUGUGUUAGACUUUUGGUCGAGAAAGGUGGUGCAGAUAUUUGUAUAGUAUCAAAUAAAGGGCAGUCACUGCUGCAUGUUGCAUGCCUCGCUGGCCAUGCGCAUAUUGUCCGAUGGAUAGUAAAUCGUUCUGCAGCUAAUGUUAUUUUAUGGACAACGAAGGAUAACGUUAAUGCCAUACAUUGCGCCUCAUAUAAUGGAAGCGUUGCUGCACUGCAUAUUUUACUUCAUACCAUAUCUCAUAAAUGUCGGCGACAGAUACUUGCAUUGCGAGAUUCAGGUGGCAAUACUCCGCUCCAUCUUACAGCUAUCAAUAAUCACACCGAUGCCGCACAGUAUUUGCUGGAAAGUGGUGCUGAACCGUUACUGCUGAAUAAUGGAGGACAAACAGCUGAAGCAAUUGCAUGCAUACGAAAAAAUUAUGAACUUGCGAAACUUUUAUCUUACUGGAAAGAGCGAAAACAGAAGAAAAAAGAAUGGUUCUCACCGUUGGUCGCGAUUGAUAUACCGCAUAUAGACAAUGUCUAUUCGUCUGAUUAUUGGAGUACCUCAAACCACACUAUCCCGAAUAAUUCAAGCCACGUUAUGCCCAUCAAUAUUGCUGCACCGCCAUUAUUACAACAAAACAGCGCCUCGAAAUAUUCAUCGAAAGACAACUUCACUAUCAGCAGUCCAGUUGAGGUAAUAGUGGGCGAACUACGCCCAAUAACCUAUAUCGCAUCGGAUGAAGGUGGUCGAAUUUAUGAAGAUCAUUCAAUUCAAACCGACUGUGACUCCUUGCGAGCUGCAACAAAGGUUCUGGAUGAGGACGAAUGGAAGGAAAGUCUUGCAGCAGUCGCGCAAAUUGACAGAGUUCUACAAGAAAUCGACGCUUGAAACAGUUUAUCCAGAAGUCCCGAACCUACUUUCUUGGAGCAGCGAAAUGCACACGUGUCCACACAGCCUUUAGUCUAUCUCCCCUCUUCUUUCCCGUCCAUUACCUAACAACUCCAUAAAAUAUCGAGCAGAUAAGAAUUAUUGGUUCCAGGUUCCGUCGUCAAACCAUCAAACCCUGCUUUAUUAAUCCUUCGGGGGCCAAUUCAAGUCAAAAGUCCUAAUUUCCAGGACCUUCAAGGACGUAAACAAGACUUUUGCGGUUGUUUCUCAAUGUCUAACUUAUGAAUUUCUAGGAAAUCCUUGCAGGUUACUUUUCUAUAUUUUUCUUCACGAAUCUUUUAAUCCAUUUGCUCAAUUUAUAUUCUUAAGCCGUAUAUUGUCUGUCAGCUGAAUUUGUCAAUACUUACUGGUGCUUUGCUGCAUCUAUUACAUUAUCUUUACCGUAGUGUAAUAAACGCCAAAAAUUUCAAUAAGUUGUACUUUACAUAAACAUUUAUGGAAAUGUGUGUUUGUUACAGUAAAGUUGAAUAUAUUUGCAGAACUUAUUGUACAUCUUGAUGCAGUAACUACGUUAGCUGUGUUAAUAUAUCUAAUCCUGUAACUAUGUUAACUGCGUUACAGAUUUUUCUCUAUGAAACAUAUUGAUAUUUACAGUCGUAAAAACUAUUUAAGUGUGUAAGUUUACUUCAAAGUACCGCGUUUUAACUUUUUAACUGUUUCUGCUUAUCUUUUCACCUAUUAUUCACUACUCAGAUCAUCCAUUUUCUGGAUUUGAAGUCCUAAAUUUCUUCCCAAAGCACCUUUAAAAUGCAUGGAAGAAUAAUAAAUCAAUAAACGUUUGAGUACAUUCAUAAUG
Messenger RNA from Loa loa (African eye worm), 2421 nucleotides. RefSeq lists its product as hypothetical. The transcript is spliced from 8 exons. The record is from RefSeq and is a predicted model, not a curated record. Bases 456 to 1565 code for a protein of 369 amino acids. NCBI's taxonomy places the organism in Eukaryota, Metazoa, Nematoda, Chromadorea, Rhabditida, Onchocercidae. Gene Ontology annotation, molecular function: protein binding.